Messenger RNA from Plasmodium gaboni, 339 nucleotides. Its product is annotated as putative EMP1-like protein. The record is from RefSeq and is a predicted model, not a curated record. Gene Ontology annotation, cellular component: membrane. The transcript has a single exon. Lineage: Eukaryota; Apicomplexa; Aconoidasida; Haemosporida; Plasmodiidae. Gene Ontology annotation, molecular function: host cell surface receptor binding. The annotation marks the transcript as partial.
UUUGCUGAUAUAGGAAAUAUUGUGAAAGGAGAUGAUUUGUUAGAAGAUCUUCGUACACAAAAUGUUAAAAAAAUAUUCCAGAAGAUAUGGAAAAAUGAAAAUAACCAAAAUAACAAGUAUGGCCUUUAUUAUGAGGUAAAAGAUGACGAAAUAAAAAAAAAAGGUCAAGAGUGGUGGAAUAAAAAUAAAACUAAAGUAUGGCAUGUUAUGUUAUGUGGGUACAAAAAGCCUGGACAUUCAAUUACAAAAGAAGAUUGUAACUUACCUGAUGAUACUACGCCUCAAUUUCUUCGCUGGUUUACUGAAUGGUCUCAAAAUUUCUGUACUAGACGAGAAGAA